Molecule: messenger RNA, 1542 nt
Organism: Sinocyclocheilus anshuiensis
Lineage: Eukaryota; Metazoa; Chordata; Actinopteri; Cypriniformes; Cyprinidae
Product: homeobox protein aristaless-like 4
Exons: 4
Coding region: 150-1238 (362 amino acids)
Biological process (GO): regulation of transcription by RNA polymerase II
Molecular function (GO): DNA-binding transcription activator activity, RNA polymerase II-specific; RNA polymerase II transcription regulatory region sequence-specific DNA binding
Source: RefSeq, a predicted model, not a curated record
GAAUAAUUUUAACCAACUCCAGCUGUCGCCCUGGUGUGGGUGUGUGAGAAAGUGCAUGGCCGUCUGUGAAUGAGAGGAGACUCGAGCGAGGGUGACGUUUAGAUUUACAAAAAAAGCUAGGAUAUUUUGCCUGUUUUUUUUUUGUCGGCAUGAACGCAGAUACGUGCGUCUCGUACUGCGAUAUGACCUCCAUGGAUUCAUAUUAUUCGCCAUCAUCAGGGCAAGGAAGAGUCCAACAGGCCAGUCCUUACAGGACGUUCCAGCCGAGCGACUCCAAAUACAAUCCCACUUUCCUGCCCGCCAAAGGUCAACCUUACGGGGACAAGCCGCGGAGUCCUUUCCACCAAGAGUGUCCGUCACUGGAUGAUAGCACACCCGAGAGCGCCUACAAGUACCAUGUUUUCAUGCAGAGACCCACAUGCAAAACUCCUCCUGAAGACGACAAACUGGAGGACGGCGAGCUCAUCUCAUGCUAUGGUAAAGAUGGCACUAGACUGACAGACACAGAGAUGCCUCAGUCUGCUGAUCCCACAGGUAUUGAUGGUCGUUACAUCAGUGUGAAAGACCUUGGGGUCAAAGGUCAAGUAGAACGGCCUGUCUCUGAGCUCAGCAGUCCUCUGGACAGGACUGAGGCUGAGAGCAACAAAGGCAAGAAGAGACGGAACCGCACCACCUUCACCAGCUAUCAGCUGGAGGAGCUGGAGAAGGUUUUCCAGAAGACACAUUACCCUGAUGUCUAUGCUCGAGAACAACUAGCACUCAGGACAGACCUCACAGAAGCAAGGGUGCAGGUGUGGUUUCAGAAUCGCCGGGCUAAAUGGAGAAAAAGAGAACGCUUUGGUCAGAUGCAGCAGGUUCGAACACACUUCUCAACAGCAUAUGAGCUUCCUCUUCUUACACGACCAGAAAAUUAUGCACAGAUUCAGAACCCAUCUUGGCUAAGUGGCAGCAGCGCAGCCUCACCAGUGCCCGGCUGUGUGGUACCUUGUGAUACUGUAGCUUCCUGUAUGACCCCUCACCCUCACUCUGCUAGUGGUGUGUCUGAUUUCCUUGGUAUGCCAAGUCCGGGUGGGAACAUGGGACAGACACGUAUGGGCAGUCUUUUCGGCAACUCGGGAGUGGGUGGAAUCAUUAAUGGAUUUGAUCUCAGCAUUGAACCAGAUCACAAAUCCUCCAGCAUCGCCAGCCUGCGGAUGAAGGCAAAGGAGCACAGCGCCACAAUCACAUGGGCCACAUGAUGCCUUCAUCUGGGACACAGAAGACCAGACAACCUCAGCCUUAAGCUGUCAGCACUAAUGAGGUGAAAGUUUAUGCCAUCUGGAGCCAAUAUGAACAUGAGAAAUGGAGGCUAGAAAUUUUAAAACACUUGUAAGAGAUUUAAUUUUGAAGUUUUUUAGAGGAAGUGGAUUGUGCAUUGGGACUUUGAGCUUGAAUGUGUGGAAACCGACAAGCCUGUUUUAAAAAGGAGACUGUUUUAUGAAUAUACUGACUUCACAUGUAUUGCUAUUGGAAAAAAUCAGUAUGUACUAUUUUCCCCCAUCA